Arachis ipaensis is the source of this 458-nucleotide messenger RNA. Its product is annotated as RING finger protein ETP1 homolog. NCBI's taxonomy places the organism in Eukaryota, Viridiplantae, Streptophyta, Magnoliopsida, Fabales, Fabaceae. Gene Ontology annotation, cellular component: cytoplasm. The record is from RefSeq and is a predicted model, not a curated record. Gene Ontology annotation, molecular function: ubiquitin protein ligase activity. Gene Ontology annotation, biological process: protein ubiquitination; Ras protein signal transduction.
AUUUGUGCUCAGAAGGGCAAAGGAAUGCAGUUCCAAAGAAGUGGAAUACUCACUACACUUUGCGAUCACUCCUUUCAAUGCCCUUGUGUUUCAAAGUGGACAUACUUGUCUUGCCCGAUUUUGGAUGAAUACAACUGUCUUCUAACAUCUCAGUUGGAAACUCAAAGACAAAACAUACUUCAUGAUUCGGAUGACGAAGAAUGCUUGAAGAUAUUAAAGAAUUGCUGGAAGGCUAUACACCGAAUGAUGGGGUGGACAAAGUUCUUCCUGCAGUGCCAGAGCAGACAGAUGUUGCUAAGAUGGCUUUCAGGUCUGAUGUUUUCAUGAUGUUUCAAACGCCAAAAGGGAAGGAACGAACCUACCAAGAUUUGUAAAUCCCACCUUAGUAAAUCUGUAUAAUUAUUGUCAAAUUUGGUAAGCUAAUUGAAGUAUUAGAUAGCAUUGUAUUUUUUGCUCAA